Aureococcus anophagefferens is the source of this 1341-nucleotide messenger RNA. RefSeq lists its product as hypothetical. Lineage: Eukaryota; Pelagophyceae; Pelagomonadales; Pelagomonadaceae. The transcript has 2 exons. The record is from RefSeq and is a predicted model, not a curated record. Gene Ontology annotation, molecular function: catalytic activity. Bases 1 to 1341 code for a protein of 446 amino acids. Gene Ontology annotation, biological process: GPI anchor biosynthetic process.
AUGCGCAGUGCCAUGCGAGCCAUGCGCAUCACGCUGCGAGCCCUCGCGGCCGCGCUGCUGCUCGCGUCGACGGCGACGUCGCUGUCGCUGCGCCCCCUCGCGCGCGCCGCGAAGGUGCUCGGCAAGACGAAGCCCUGCGGCCUCGUCAACGCGCCCGGCGCGCCGACCUACGACGCGUCAAAGCCGCUCAAGGUCGUCGUCUGGAACAUCCAGUACGGCGCGGGCAUCCGCCAGCACUUCUUCUACGACGGCGGCGACGCCGUGUCGACGCCGCGACACGAGGUCGAGUUCCACACGGAGGCCAUCGGCGACGCGCUCGCGGCGUUGGCGCCGGACGUCGUCCUGCUCCAGGAGGUCGACCGGCGGUCCGCGCGGACCCACCGCAUCGACGAGCUGGCCGUCGUCGGCGAGAAGCUGGCGGCCGUCGGCCUCGUGAACCGCGCGAGCGCGGCCUACUGGCGCGUGCCCUACGUGCCGCACCCCAAACACGACCACGUCGGCCGCAUCGGCAUGCACCUCGCGACGUUCAGCAGGUACGCGCUCGGCGGGGCGACGCGCUACCAGCUGCCCCUGCUCAAAGAGUCGCGCCUGCGGCGCCUCUUCAACCUGCGGCGCGCGGUUUUAGCCACGCCGCUCGCGGGCGACUCCGCCGUGACGCUCCUCAACACGCACCUGUCCGCGUUCUCCUUCGGCGACGGCACGGUCGAGCGCCAGGUCGCGGCGCUCCGGGAGACCAUCCUGCCGCGGCAGACGAGGAACUGGCUCCUCGCGGGCGACUUCAACUCGCUCACGCCCUACGAGGCCGCGGCGACGCUGUCCAAGGACGAGGCCGCGCUCUACCCGGAGGACGAGACGCCCGUCGCGCCGCUCUACGCGUCGACCGUGCCCCUCUGGGCGUCACCGGAGGACCGCAUCGACACCUACAAGCCCUGGACGUCGCCCGCGCCGGACCGCACCAUCGACCACGCCUUCGCGUCGCCGGGCGCGGCCUUCUCCGACGCCAAGGUCGAGCGGACGGACGGCUACCUCAGCGACCACCAGCCCGUCUCCCUCACGGUGACAUGGACGCUGCUCGCGCUCGCGCCCGUCGCCCGCGCGCUCGUCGAGCUGCCGCCCAUCGACGAGGGCGGCGGCGAGGGCUACGUGGACGGGCGGAAGCCGCUGCGCUACGUGGAGGACCCGGACGCGGAGGUCGCCCGGUCGAUGAGCCGGAGACUCCUCCCCGCGCUGGCCUGCGCCUGGGCCGCCGCCGCCUACGUCGCCUACCGCGCGUUCCGCUCCAACUCCUGGCUCUCCGUCGCCGGCGUCGCGGGCAUCGCGUGGCUGUUCCUCAAGGCGUGA